AUGGAUCAGGAAAAUGUCAAUGGUUCAAUUCAUCCAUAUAGAAAUAUAUGGAUUGAUAUUUACAAACAUCCAGAAAUUGUUACAUAUUUUAAUCAAAAUACUGAAAACUCUUCAAUUCGAUUAAUUCCAACUAUUCAACUAAGUAUCAAUGGAAAUUCUUCGGAUGAAAAAAAUCACUUAUUUAUCGAUAAAUUUAAAUCAAUUUUUUCUACGACUUAUUUUACUCGUUUAAAUAUUAAUUGCAAGAAUAUUUCUAUUGAACAAUUUGUUAAAAUCAUACAUUUAUUAUCAAAUCUUGAUUCAUUAAAAAUAUCAUAUGUACCAAUUAUUCAAUUGGAUUGGUUAUUUGAUAAUGAUAGAGAAACUUGUUUUACAACUUCAAUUAAAAAUAAAAUUACAAAAGUCAAUCUUAUAAAGAUGAUCGAUAUUGAACAAAUGCAUUUACUUCUCUACCUCUAUCGUCCUAUACAAUAUUUUCAAAUAGAUCUUCCGAAGAAUAUGAAUCUUCAAAUGAUCGUACGAUUUAUUAUAAUAAAAUCCAGUAUAUAUACACCUUAUUUCAAUUGUUUAUGUCUAUCUAUUCCGAAUUUCAAUGAAGACUCGAUUGAACAAUUAGAAAAAUUGAUCGAAUCGGAAAAAUUACUAUUUAACUAUCGUAUCAAAUGUAUAUGUGGUAAUGUUCUUUUGAAAUGGAAUCGAUUUUGA
Molecule: messenger RNA, 705 nt
Organism: Rotaria sordida
Lineage: Eukaryota; Metazoa; Rotifera; Eurotatoria; Philodinida; Philodinidae
Source: the annotation of a GenBank genome assembly